Molecule: messenger RNA, 1487 nt
Organism: Daucus carota subsp. sativus
Lineage: Eukaryota; Viridiplantae; Streptophyta; Magnoliopsida; Apiales; Apiaceae
Product: patatin-like protein 2
Exons: 7
Coding region: 45-1289 (414 amino acids)
Biological process (GO): lipid metabolic process
Molecular function (GO): glycerophospholipase activity; monoacylglycerol lipase activity
Source: RefSeq, a predicted model, not a curated record
AGUCCUCAACUCAUUUUCUUAGACAUCUAUUUCAUAUUAUCAAAAUGGAGGGAAAAUCAUCUCUACUUCAAAUCCAGCCCCCAACAUAUGGGAACCUAAUUACUGUCCUCAGUAUCGACGGAGGUGGCAUCAGAGGUCUCAUUCCUGCCACCAUUCUCGACUUUCUCGAAUCUCAACUUCAGGAGCUGGAUGGUGAAGAUGCGAGACUCGCUGAUUACUUCGAUGUCAUUUCGGGCACGAGCACUGGUGGUCUCGUGACAGCUAUGCUAACUGCACCUGAUGAAUACAAGCGUCCUCUGUUUGCUGCCAAAGAUAUCAAGCCUUUUUAUCUCCAACACGGCCCGAAAAUAUUUCCACCGAGCGGCUGGUUUGGUUCGAUCACUAGUUCAUUCAAACUAUUCUUGGGUCCUAAGUACGACGGAAAAUACCUUCACAAGGUUAUAAGAGAAAAGCUAGGCAAGAUUAAGCUGCACGAGACAUUAACCAACGUCGUGAUCCCAACUUUCGAUAUCAAACAUCUGCAGCCCACAAUCUUUUCUACAUUUGAGGCCAAGAAGUAUCCGUCUUUUGAUGCUCAGCUAUCUGAUAUAUGCAUUAGCACCUCUGCUGCUCCAACAUACCUUCCUGCACAUAAGUUCGAGACCUACUUUAGCGAUGGGAACGUUCGUGAAUUCAAUCUUAUAGACGGUGGUGUUGCAGCCAAUGACCCGACACUGGUUGCAAUGACUGAAGUGACAAAACAGAUAGCUGAGGGUAACCCGGACUACUUGUCGAUCAAGCCUGUGGACUAUGCUCGGUAUCUGAUAAUUUCAGUAGGCACAGGUUCUGCAAAAAAUGAAAAAAAAUAUGAUGCAGAAACUGCAUCCAAAUGGGGCGCCAAGGGAUGGUUGCUUUAUCAAGGCUCGAAUCCAUUAAUUGAUGUUUUUACGCAAGCAAGUGCAGAUAUGGCUGAUUACCAUCUUUCUGUAGUUACUCAAGCUAUUCAUUCUGAAAAUAACUAUCUCAGAAUUCAGGACGACACAUUAACAGGGACAGACUCAUCUACUGAUUUAUCAACCAAAGAGAACAUGGACAGGCUAGUCGUUAUCGGUGAGAAUCUGUUGAAGAAACGAGUUUCCAGAAUAAAUUUGCAUAACGGAGAUCACGAAGAAGUAGAUAAUGCUGGAACCAACGCAGAAGAAUUAAAAAGGUUUGCGAAAUUGCUGUCAGAAGAAAGGAGACUGAGAGAGCUGAAAUCUCUACAGACCAACAAAGGUUUAAAGUCCGAGGCUCGUGAUCUUACUAGCUAGUCCCCCUUCAAAUGGUUCAGGUUCAUGAAAUGAUGUGCCAUAACUCGACAACCUAGUAUUUAAGGAGUCAUUGAAGGAGUGUGUGUAUGCAGUUUCAUCAAGUCUUUUAGCAGUUCUCGAGUGUUUUUUUUUUUUCUCGCAGUUGCCUGGUUCUGGUUGUAUUCUCCGUUGUAAGAAUAAAAUGUUCGAGUUUCAUUA